UUGGUGAAUCAGUAAUGCCGGCUUGCGCCGUCUGAACUAUUCGUGAUGCUUUUUUUAGAGGCAUGGCUGUCUCGUUCAUCGAAGCUGCGGUCAUGACUGCCGUCUCAGAGGAGAGUUUGUUGAUUUCGGCUGACGGCACGGGUACAUACGCGUCCCGCAUGCAGGUACAGCUGUCUAACCAUGGCAACCGCGUUGUCAACUGCAAACAACACGAUGUAGUUUCACAAUAUAAGUGAAUUCAGAGCAGAUGCUGGUUGCCAGCGGGUAUGGUGGUGUUGAGCACAAAGUGCUGGCAACUGUUGGUUGGACGGCCGCGGCCAUUCCGAUCGGAACUGCACAGCACGUCACCGCUCUUGACAGCCCCUCCAGCGCCCUCAGAAGCUCUUCCACUCGACGAAAGCCCAAGCAUCAAUUGAACGGACAGUAUCAUAUAAACGCAAAAUGCACAUUCUCGUAACAAACGAUGAUGGCCCGCCAUCCGACGAGUCCUCGCCGUAUGUGCACUCGCUCGUGUCGACACUGCAGAGCUACGGUCACACGGUCAGCGUCGUGCUCCCUCACACGCAGCGCUCCUGGAUUGGCAAGGCGCAUCUCGUGGGCAAGGCGAUAAAGCCCACAUACUACCGCCCCGCGCCGUUGCAGACCACGGGCGAAGGCCGCCUCACCAACCACGGCUCCACCCACAACACGCCGCUGCCGCCAAACUCGACCGAGGAAGAAUGGAUCCUCGUCGAUUCGACGCCCGCAUCAUGCGCUCAGAUCGGGCUGUACCACUACUUCGAGUCCCGGGGCCCCAUUGACCUCGUCGUCUCCGGUCCCAACUACGGCCGCAACAGCACCGCCGUCUUCUCACUCUCGUCUGGCACCAUUGGUGGAGCCAUGGAGGCGGCCGUAUGCGGCGUCAAGUCCAUCGCUCUUUCCUAUGCCUUCUUCGACCGCAACCACGAUGCUGCCAUCAUCAGCGCCGCAUCCGACCUGAGUGCCAAGCUGAUCCAGUACCUGUACGACAAUUGGGACGCAAACACACAUCUCUACACCGUCAACGUGCCGUUGAUUGAGGGUGUAGGCGGCCGCAAGAUUCUCUGGACCAACAUGUUACAGAACAGCUGGAAGUCUGGAUCGUGCUUCCAGGUGGUCGAGGUCCCCAGCGAGGCGGACGACUCGCCCUCGGACAUCGAGCGCCAGAUCCGCAAGCAAGAAGAGAAGCUCGGCAAGAAGGAGCUGCGCGCCAACAACGACCUACUGCCGGAGAGUCAAGCGGGAAGUGGCACAGCAACACCUAGUGGCCAGCCGCACAUGAGGUACACGCACAAGCACUUCAAGUGGGCGCCACAGUUCAAGGAUGUGUAUGAGAGCGUGGAGCAGAGUGAGCCUGGGAAUGACGGAUGGGCGGUUGCGCAGGGGUAUACGAGUGUCACACCGUUGAGAGCGAACUUCAUGCAUGUCACUGCGGACAAGUUCAAGGGUGAGAUCUCACUGGGGACGUGAGAAGGCAACAAGGCUGGGCUAAAGAGUCCCGUUGCAGAGGGGUAGAGUAUGGGGAGAUGGGAAAGCUCGUAUUGGUUCUGGAUAGACAAACAAUCAACAACUGCCAAUUAGCCCCCGGGCCGCCGAUCCUGGGAAGUGCUCGACGCUUGCAC
This is a messenger RNA of Didymella exigua CBS 183.55, 1640 nucleotides long. RefSeq names its product sure-like protein. The transcript has 2 exons. Gene Ontology annotation, cellular component: P-body. NCBI's taxonomy places the organism in Eukaryota, Fungi, Ascomycota, Dothideomycetes, Pleosporales, Didymellaceae. Gene Ontology annotation, molecular function: hydrolase activity. Bases 442 to 1488 code for a protein of 348 amino acids. The record is from RefSeq and is a predicted model, not a curated record.